Durio zibethinus is the source of this 1891-nucleotide messenger RNA. RefSeq lists its product as uncharacterized. The record is from RefSeq and is a predicted model, not a curated record. NCBI's taxonomy places the organism in Eukaryota, Viridiplantae, Streptophyta, Magnoliopsida, Malvales, Malvaceae.
UAAAGGUAGAUAAGGAAAGAGAAAAAUCCAUGACAUACUGACCCAACAGCCUUCACUACGCUUUCUCUUCGACAAGUUUAUCCACACGCCCCUCAGAAUCCUCUGUUUUUUUCUCUUCAGUUUUCAUUUUCUUGAUGUUUUUGUUGUUAUAAUAUUUUAUUCUUUGUUUGUCCAUCUUUUUCCUUUUCUUUUUUUAUUGUAACACUGUCUGUCUUCCUUGUACGACCAGUUCACUUGUUAGGAACUCCCAAAAACCAACUCGAUUUUGGAACUUGGUUGUGUCCGGAUCUUGGAUUAGAGCCACAGAUUCCAACAAAAAUAUCUGUUCUUUUUGUUUUUUGUUUUUGACUUUGAGGUCAUAAAGCCGUGCCCAAGGUUCAUUUUUCUUGGUGUUAUCAUGGAUUCCCCACAAUCAGUUGUCUCACCAUUCAAGAACUCUGUUGAUGCUGAGCCUGAGAAGCAGAAAUCAGACUUUUUCUCUAGGAACUCUGAUGGCUCAUCAAAUGGAUCUGAGGUUAACAGAAAGGAAGCUGUUGUGGCGAACCAAGAGAAUUCCAUUGGUGUUCUUGAGGUUUAUGUCCAUCAGGCGAGAGACAUCCAGAACAUCUGCAUUUACCACAAGCAGGAUGUCUAUGCUAAGCUUUGCCUCACCAGUGAUCCUGAAAGCACAGUCUCCACCAAGAUCAUCAAUGGUGGUGGGAGGAAUCCAGUGUUCAAUGAAAAUCUUCGCAUCAAUGUUCGAAAUGUUGAUUCCUCUCUCAAAAUCGAGAUAUUCAUGAUGAGUAGAGUAAGGAAUUAUCUUGAAGACCAGUUGCUGGGGUUUGCAUUGGUGCCGCUGUCUGAAGUACUUCUCAAGAAUGGGAAAUUAGAGAAAGAAUUCUCUCUUUCUUCAACUGAUCUGUUCCAUUCACCUGCUGGUUUUGUUCAAUUAUCUCUUGCAUAUGCUGGAUCCUCUCCUGAAGUAAUGGCUAUUCCUGCAAUGCCCACAGAUAUUGUUGCCGAUGAGACUCUGAAGGAUUCAGAGACAAGUGAGUGCGAGUUAGAAAAGAUUGAGUUUCCGGAUCCAAAAAUUGUGAAUGAGAACCAGAUGAUGGUUUCUGAGUAUUUUGGGAUCUCGUGUUCUAAUUUGGACUCUGAAAGUUUGGUCACUUCUGAUGCUGAGAAUCAACUUAGUUCGAACAUGGAUGUUCAUUUAGUGGAAAGCUUCUCAACUGCUGCAGUCAAUUCCAUCCAAGUCCCCAAGCUUGAUUCUCCUCCAAGCAGUUUAUCAACUAAUGGGGUUUCAUCUCCAUCAGCUGCUGCAAGCUCCGAGUCGUCUGAUGGUCCAGCUGCUUUUAAAACUUCUCAUCAGGAACACAAUUCAUCCCCAAAAGAGAAAACUGUGGAUAUUGGAGAUGGUGAUAGUGCUUCCUCUGGGGCACAAAGCGAUUCCAUUGCAAAACCUGUUGUUUCUGUCAAUAUUGAGCCUGAGCAGAAGGUGGUGCAACAGGAGAUUGUGGACAUGUACAUGAAAAGCAUGCAGCAAUUUACUGAAUCAUUGGCUAAGAUGAAACUGCCUCUGGACAUUGACAGUGGACCAACCAAACCAGAUAAUUCAAGUACUACUGAUCAGAAAAUACAGGCAUCAAAAAACACCCCUCGGGUGUUCUAUGGAAGUAGGGCUUUUUUCUAAGCUUCUAAUCCUCUGUUCAAAGGAAGACGCACAUGUGACUUUAGAUUUUAGGGUGGAGACUGGAGACUAAUACUGAUAGUGGUGUAAUAAUGUAUCAUGUAAUGUGGGGUUUUCCUUUGCUUUGGAUGAGGUGGGAAAUCAUGACUUGUACUGUUACUAGCUUUGUUCCAUUGCAACUGCUGUUAGUAAAUAUGAACCUUUCCUUGUAUAACAUGUCUU